This is a messenger RNA of Symbiodinium necroappetens, 3306 nucleotides long. The record is from the annotation of a GenBank genome assembly. NCBI's taxonomy places the organism in Eukaryota, Dinophyceae, Suessiales, Symbiodiniaceae.
AUGCACUCAAGCAUUUGUCUGACUGGGGCCCAGAGCUCAGCGCACACCCUCUUCCUUGCGAUGGCCCCAAAGCGCAAGGCGGCGGGCAAGCCUGCAGAAGAGCCGCUGGCAAAGCAGAAUGCCACUAUUCUGAAGAAGCUGGGCGUUUCGCAAAGAAGUUUCAACAAGGUAAUGGAGGCUUUGACUCAUCCCCUUGCAGAGAUUCCGGAGGCGUGCCAGCACAUGCUGUUGGCUGGCUUGGCGCACAGCCUCUGCGUGCCAGUGGAUGAGCGCCAUGCUCUCCACCUCAAUCCCUCCCACAAGUUGUCAUCAAUCAUGGCCGUGCAUCUGCAGCUGGUCGACCAAACGGAGAUGUCAGGUGUUGUUUGGUACCACAUCCGGGUUGUCGAGAAUGAGAAGCAGUGGCUCGUGAAGAAAACCUUCAAUGAGUUUGCACAUCUGGACGCAAUGCUUUCUACAUCUACGUCACCCUUUGUGAGACCACCUUUCCCUGAAAAAGGUACCUUCGGUUUCCGAGCAAUGUUCAACAUCGGUGACUUCAACGAGAAGCGCCGAGCCGGCCUUGCCAACUACCUGGCACAGCUUGCACAGCAGCUGCAAUCCCUUGCUCGGCUGCCAGCGCUGCAGCAAUGGUUGCAGCCGGCAGCAGCUCCGGCUUACGCACCGGCCUACGCUCAGCCAGCAGUGGCUGCUCCAGCGGCCAACCCCAUAGUAGCACCGGCUGCCAUGCCGGCAGUUGCAGUAGCCUAUCCCCAGGGACCAAGAACGCCUGCUGCAGCAGUUGCAGUGGUGCAGGCACCGAUUGAUCCCACGCAAGCAAUGAUGGACAUUGCCCCCUCGGCUCCAGCUUUAUCACCCGAAUAUUCGCAACCACUUGCUCAUCCAGUUGUUCAGCAGGCAGUACAGCCUGUGUCGGCUGUGCCUGUGGCUGCGCCGCCACAGCAGCAGGCCACACUUUCCCUCGGACAGGCUGUGCCAACACAAGCGGUUGUCGAUCAGGCACAGCCUGUGGUGGGCCAGAUUCCUGUUGAGGCUCAAGCUUCGCCUGCAGUGGGGCAGCCUGUAGGACAGGCGGUGACGGGCCAAGCGAUGCCUGUGCAGCAAGCCGUGCCCGGAGAAGCAAUUCCAGCGCAAGUGCAGCCUGCCAUGGGACAGACGAUGCCUGUGACUGGCCAGCCUGUACCAGCGCAGGCCAUGAUGGGCCAGGCACAGCCUCCAGCCGCGCAGGCUGUUGUAGCUCAGGCUUUGCCGGCAGUGGGCCAGCCCGUCGUAGGACAGGCAGUCGGGCAGGUCUCACCAAUACAGCAAGCCAUGCCAGGGCAAGCCCUCCCAGUACAAGCCAUGCCAGUGCAAGUUCAGCCUGGGCAAGCGGCUGUGCCAGGGCAGGCUUUGCCAGUGCAGCCUGUGGUUGGGCAAGCGGCUAUACCAGGGCAGGCUUUGCCAGUGCAAGGACAGCCUGUGAUGGGACAAGCGGUGCCAGUGCAAGGCACACCCAUGAUGGGACAAGCCGUUCCGAUGGGGCAAGCCGUUCCAGUACAAGCACAAGCUUUCCCAGGAGCUCUGCCAGCACAGGGCGUGCCUGUGCCAAUACAGGCCCAAGGAUUCACCCCAGGAGUGCCGGUGCAGGGGCAAGCCUUCCCUGGGGGCCAAUCGAAGCCAGGCUUUGGUUUUGGCGAUGGUGCGAAGCUAGCGGCGGGCGUUGCUGGCGCUGCGGGGCUGGCGGCUGGGCUGGGCGCCAUGCUCGGGGUCCACCGCACUGGCCACGAUUAUGAUUCUGGACAUCAUGCUGCGUAUGGUUCAGCUGGCUUCUCUGGCUUCUCCGGCCACCACCAUGACCAUCACAAUCACCACCAAGAAUGGGGAUACAACCGCCAUGAGCACCAUCACGAAGGGCGCUGCUUCAAAUGUGAAGGUCGAGGCUUCGUUCACGACUCGUCCAUGAACCACGACAAAUCCUGGGAUGAGCGCUGCUUCUUUUGCACAGACUGCUCCGGCUGCAGUGGCAGAGGCUACAUCUCUGAGGGCCACGGCGGCUUUGGAGGUGCCUUGCUUGGAGGCUUCGGCGGCAAGGAGCGCUGCUACAAGAUGAAGACGAGAGGUGCUUCUUCUGCACAGACUGCACUGGCUGCAAUGGGUCUGGCCACAUCUCUGGCGGUGGGAUCGGCGGCUUCUUUGGAGGCGGUGCUCAGCGAUGCUAUAAGCCAUGAAGUUCAGAACCAGGUUGUCACUAUGAUUGAGGAGACAGUGUGCUCAGAGGGUAAUCUGGCUUCACAUGCGAUGGCGUACUACACUGCCGCCACUGACAUGGAAGGCGUGGUUGAUGAGGACAUUCAGGAAGAAAGUGGCAGCCACGAGGAGGCUGUGGCCGAUGAGUACGGCGGUGACCAGGAGGAGAUUCCGACCGACGAGCUCUGCAACAAUGGCGAGGAUGAUGAUCACGUCGAAGAGGGAGAAGAGGAAGAAGUUGAAGAAGCUGAGCUGGAGCCUGCUGCUGCCGAGGAGUUCCUGGAAAACAUCAACGAUGCACAGGCAGAGGAGUUGGAGGGCGAGGGGGAUGGGGAGGUCCUGGAUGCAGAGGAAGCAUCUGCUCCUGAAGAGCUUUCGGCGCAGGCAGACGUGACUCAGCUCCAGCAGGAAGAGGAAGCUGCAAUUCCGAAUGUGGAGGCAAUGGAACCUUCGGAGGAUUCUGCUGAGGAGGUAGCCUCAGAAGAGCAGGACGCAGAGGCGGCUCCCGAUCAGGAGGACACAGCCGAGGAUGUGGAUGGUGCAGCGAAGGAGAUGGAAGCGGAGGAGGAGGCUGCACCCGAAGAGGCUGAAGAUGCACCGGAGCAGGAAGUGGUCGAGAAGGCGGCUCCCGAUCAGGUGCAGGAGGACACAGCCGAGGAUGUGGAGGGUGCAGAGAAGGAGAUGGAAGCGGAGGAGGAGGCUGCACCCGAAGAGGCUGAAGAUGCACCGGAGCAGGAAGUGGUCGAGGAGGCGGCUCCCGAUCAGGUGCAGGAGGACACAGCCGAGGAUGUGGACGGUGCAGAGAAGGAGAUGGAAUCGGAGGAGGCUGCACCCGAAGAGGCUGAAGAUGCGCCGGAGGAGGAAGUGGUCGAGGAGGCGGCUCCCGAUCAGGUGCAGGAGGACACAGCGGAGGAUGUGGAGGGUGCAGCGAAGGAGAUGGAAGCGGAGGAGGAGGCUGCACCCGAAGAGGCUGAAGAUGUACCGGAGCAGGAAGUGGUCGAGGAGGCGGCUCCCGAUCAGGUGCAGGAGGACACAGCCGAGGAUGUGGAGGGUGCAGAGAAGGAGAUGGACGCGGAGGAG